UUGAAUUCAAAGAGAAGACUAGAAAUAAACAACAAGUUUCUUUGAGUAAGAAGUGACAAUGCAGCGAAGGCAAAGAGGAAUCAGUGCGGGUUUGCUUUUGCUGUUCUAUGAAAUUUCUCGAGUUGGAUUUCAGAACAUUCCUCCUGUUACACUUGGGACACUUGCACUGAAUGUUAUUCUCUUUUUGAAUCCCCUGGGUCCACUGUCUGAAGUGUGCAUCAGUGUAAAUGAAAGCUUCUACAGAAAAAAUUGGUGGCGUUUGCUGCUUUCUCCUGUCCACCAUGCAGAUGACUGGCAUUUAUAUUUUAACAUGGUUUCCAUGCUUUGGAAAGGGAUAAUGUUGGAAAGAAAGCUUGGAAGCGCUUGGCUUGCAUAUAUAAUUGCAGUAUUCUCAGUGCUCAUUGGAGUUGUUUAUAUGGUUUUGGAAUAUGCACUUGCAGAACUACUGGAUGACCCUACAUAUAAAAUGAUUUGUGCUGUGGGUUUUUCAGGAGUCUUGUUUGCUCUCAAAGUUCUUAACAACCAUUACAAUCCAGGAAGAUUCAGCAGUGUCCUUGGAAUGCAGAUAUCUAAUAAAUAUGCUUGCUGGGUGGAGCUGGUGGCAAUUCAUUUAAUUUCCCCAGGGACUUCCUUUGCUGGGCAUUUGGCAGGGAUUCUUGUUGGACUGAUGUAUACCAUGGGACCUCUGAAAAAGAUCAUGAAAGCCUGUGCAGGUGUUUUUUCUUCAUCCACCUACCCUACUCGUCAGAGAGACCACUAUUCGCUUGUUUAUUCCAAUUUUACAGAGUAUUACAAUCAUCCAGGUUAUGAGUACGGCACACCGAGGAACUAUGAUGUUUAUACAGGUGGACUUACUGAAGAGGAGCAGCUUGAAAGGGCAGUGCUAAACAGUCUUAAUGAAAGAGAUUUUGGUGGAUCAACACAUAACGUGCGGCGACCCUAUGGAUUUUGGCUUCCAUCUGAGCAGCUUUCAGAAGAGGAAAUGAGAAGGCAAAGGCUUCGUAGGUUUGAGAGACGGUGAAAUUAGCAGGUGUUGAUGAAAAUUCCAAAGUGCCCUUCAGAAUUACCAAAAUAUUUAUAGGAUUAUU
Messenger RNA from Tinamus guttatus (white-throated tinamou), 1088 nucleotides. NCBI's taxonomy places the organism in Eukaryota, Metazoa, Chordata, Aves, Tinamiformes, Tinamidae. The record is from RefSeq and is a predicted model, not a curated record.